CUUCAUCCUUUUCUCUUUUUUUUUUAUUUCAACAAAAAUCAUUGAAUUAGAGGUCUCUUUAUUACCAGUUUCUAACAUCAAAUUCUCUUGUAUAUAUAAUCAAAGCUAUUUUCACUAAUACAAUAUAUCACAAGCGAGACCUCUUUUUCAAUUGAUUUCUCUAUCAUACCAAUACACUCUUUCCCAAACAAAAUUUCAAUAGUAAUGACCAACAAUAACAACCAAAACGUCUCGAUGGAGGAGGAAUUCAGAGCUGAAGAAAGUUACUUUUAUGAGUAUGACCAAGAAAUGGCUGAAGCAGUAACAAGAGCAGAUGAGGAAGACAAUGAUCGUCAACAGAAAGAAGACGAUGAUAGUCUCCUGAGAUUAAUUGUGGAUGUACAAUGCUAUCUCUCGGAAGCUCCUACCGACUCUCCACUCUUUGCACUUCAAUACAAAAUGUACACUUAUCUCAAGCAACGUGCCUCUGAAAUGGGAAUGGAUGUCACAUCCAUCUGAAUAUUAAUGACUUUAUAUAUAUAUAUCUAUGCCCUUUAUUGAAGGUGCUAUAUUUUUUUAACCCAACAAACCCAAAAAAAUAAGAAAAAUAUCUCACUCUCCCAUAAAAAAUAACAAUAAUAAUAGUAAUAAACCCGUGUUACUCCAAUAACACCCAAUGGUAACGCCGCAUAAUAAGCCGUCUUUCCUCCCUUCUUUUUUAUAUUUUGCAUAAAUAUUACUCACGAGUUUUCUCAUAAGGUUAUUUGCAAACACUUGUAUUUAUUAAUUUUCUUCUAAUGACC
This is a messenger RNA of Mucor mucedo, 782 nucleotides long. RefSeq lists its product as uncharacterized. The transcript has a single exon. NCBI's taxonomy places the organism in Eukaryota, Fungi, Mucoromycota, Mucoromycetes, Mucorales, Mucoraceae. The coding region runs from base 205 to 498 and encodes 97 amino acids. The record is from RefSeq and is a predicted model, not a curated record.